AUGGAUUUUGAAUUUUUUCGCACCAUUCCUCUCGUGACGAGGUCCUUCCUCCUGUUGUCGGUGGCUUCCGUCAUGCUAGUUUCCUUUGGUGUGGUUCAUCCCGUAGAAGUUGUAUUUAGUCCUCUUCUUGUGUUUCAAGAGAGACAGUACUGGAGGUUGAUCACUAACUUUUUCUACUUUGGGCACCUUGAUCUAAACAGCAUCUUGGAGCUCCACUGGUUAUGCGUGGUAAGUAGCGGCAUCGAGUUGCAAUACUUUCGGCGAAGAAAAGUAGAUUAUUGCAUCACCCUUUUUGCAGGAAUGUCUCUUCUUCUACUUUUUCGGUGCCUUAGGGUCGUGGAUACUCCCUAUUUGAGCUUCUCACUUUGCAAUGCUUUGGCAUAUCUUUUUUCUCGUCUAAUGCCUGAACAGGAAGCGAACAUCUUUUUACUGGUGACGAUUCCGGUACGACUGUUGCCGCUUUUUUUUCUCGCUAUCGCCAUCAUUUUUGAUAUGCAGAGAAGCAUCAGGCUUAUUGUUGUGGAAAACCUUGUCGGACACAUUCUUUGGUACUUCCUCGAGAUCUUUCCAUGCAUUACAAGAGUGCAUCCAUUGCGGUUGCAAGAAAUGUUUAUGCAGUAA
Molecule: messenger RNA, 621 nt
Organism: Trypanosoma cruzi
Lineage: Eukaryota; Euglenozoa; Kinetoplastea; Trypanosomatida; Trypanosomatidae
Exons: 1
Coding region: 1-621 (206 amino acids)
Biological process (GO): endoplasmic reticulum unfolded protein response
Cellular component (GO): endoplasmic reticulum membrane; Hrd1p ubiquitin ligase ERAD-L complex
Molecular function (GO): ubiquitin-specific protease binding; misfolded protein binding
Source: RefSeq, a predicted model, not a curated record